This is a messenger RNA of Exaiptasia diaphana, 4824 nucleotides long. RefSeq names its product small subunit processome component 20 homolog. Lineage: Eukaryota; Metazoa; Cnidaria; Anthozoa; Actiniaria; Aiptasiidae. The record is from RefSeq and is a predicted model, not a curated record. Gene Ontology annotation, cellular component: small-subunit processome; 90S preribosome; nucleolus.
UGAGACAAAAUGUCUUCAUAUUGCAAUGAUGUUAUAGUAAAAAUGCAGAACACAUUUUCAUUGCCGAUUUCCGCAUGAUAAAAGUCACAUGACGGGUUUCCUGUUUUGUCAAAAAGUCGCCCCGGUUUUCCUCCGUCGAAUAACUUCAAUAUGGCGGACGCACAUGGUUCAAUAACAACAAAACAGUUUUAGGUCAUUUUGUUUGAUUUCCAUGCUCUGAUAAACUAUUUUCCAGUUUGUUCAAUCUUUUUCACAAUGGMAAAAGGAAAGGACARAAAUCCCUUUAAGUUCCAAGGUUUCACCGAGCGAAUUUCCAACAUAAAAAUCGAURUUGCUCAUCGUGUUGAAACAACUACAACAGAACCAGAAGAAACAGAGACCUUUUGCAAUGAAGCUUUAAACAAAUGGAGGGAGUUAAACUGUACUGUUCACUUCCAGAACUUUGUAAAAGAAGUAGAGCCCUUAGUACAGACACUAGCUCAGCUGGUUCACCACAAAGAAACAGUCAUGUYAGCUGUUGAGAAACAUCUUUUGGUGCAAGACACAUUAGCCCUGGAGCCUCUUAUUGAUAUCGUUAUACAACUUGCGCGUGAUUUGCAAUGCGAUUUUUAUCCCUAUUUUACCGAGUUUUUUAAUGCAUUUAUYGUGCUUUUGAGCCGAAAUGCUUUAAACAGUGAAGCACUGGAGCAAAUAUUCACAGGAAUUGGGUACUUGUUUAAAUUCUUGUGGAAAUACAUGAUCAAAGAUAUGGAAAAUGUAUUUAGGUUGUACUCACCACUCUUUAAUAAUGAACAGAAACCUCACAUCCGUCAGUUUGCUGCUGARAGUUUUGCAUUUCUUGUGAGGAAAGUCAAAGACCAUAGCCAGCUAUUGAAUAUGUUAUUUAUAUCAUUGGAUGGUGAUUCUGAUAUGAUUGAAGGACUUGGAUAUCUGUUCUUUGAAACGGUCAAAGGUGUUAGAAAACAAUUUCACUCACAGACUGACAAACUACUUAAACUAAUGCUCUCUAAACUUGGUCCUGGUAUUGGUGAAAAUAAUAAGAUAGCAGAUCUUCAAUUGCCUUGGGAACAAGUGAAAAACGUUUUGUCUUCUGAAUUGCCGUCARCUCCUCCUAUGGUCAAAAAAUAYRAAGAAGGAGCAGCAGAUAGUCUUGACCAACUGUUCACCAGUYUUUUWAGUGUUGCUGUCGGUCAAAGAGAAGAYAACAGGACAGAUCACAUUAACUUUCGUCACCUAAUGUGGCAGACUAUGGCAGAGUUUCCUGGAGUGGUUGAAUUAAAAUCACGUGAUCUUGUCCCUCUGCUGUUGAGAUUCAUGAGGAAUGAGUACGAACGCUCUGAUGAUAACAGCGCUCCCACCCAAGAUAUCCGAAAAAAGAACGGUGACGUAACAUAUGUUGCUGACCAAUCAGAUCACUCGGGGAUUAUCGAGGAUGACGAGGAAAACCCUUCUUCUCAAAACAUGACGUUGGGAGAUGAUGACGCAAUGGUCAUUGACCAAUCAAAUAUCUCCCAGGCGAAUGACGAAAUGAGUAACAGCCAAUCAAAUACAUCAGAGAACAAUAGCCAACUAAAUCGAUCUAAAGACUCUCAAGACCCGGUGCAUCCUGUCCGCCGGAAGGCAGCUACCAAGGCUCUUUGUGUCCACUUAAAUCUGUUCAGUUUAUUUCACAAUCCAAAGGCUCUUUCUAARGAAACGCAAGUGAGGGAAAUCUAUCUUACAAUGCUGGGUCACAGAGAUGCAGAAGUGCAGAAACURGCCGUGCAGUGUAYGCAAACGUACAAGUUCCCGUAUAUAKUCCCAUAUAAGGAGAAUUUGGCGCGUUUGUUGCAGGAUGAAAGCUUCAAAGAUGAACUUACUAAUUUGAUGAUGGAUGAAGGGGAGUCUGUUAUUGAUUCCGUUCAUCGAGAGGGCUUAAUGCCUAUUAUUGUAAGGMUUCUCUAUGGUAAAAUGCAGAGAUGGACUGGCGCUGGCUCAUCCGGGAAAGCUGGAGUGGGUGCUCGUCGAUCAACUGUGCUUCGUUUCCUUGGUAACUGCACCCAUGAGGAAUUAACAGUUUUUAUGGAUUUGAUUCUUGCGCCGUUCAAACACUUGUGCAUUGACCCUCAAGUCAUCCCAGUAACACGUGACUUAUCAUGCAUCGUUCCGAUCAAAAAGCAAUUGGGAUUCCUGAACAUGAUGCAGCAAAUCCUACUGAAGCUUGGUUCCCAUGUGGAUGGGUUUCUACCGUCUCUUCUACAGAUCUGUUUGUCUUUACUCUCCUCAUGCGCAUAUGCGUUAGAACAUCGUGAGCAGGUUCACCCUCCACACAUCGCACAGCUCAAACAAAUUCGACAGCUUGCCAUCAACCGUUUGAUUGACUUUUUUGAGGUCAAACCAGAGUAUGAYUUUUCAACAUUGAUUGACAUGCUAUUUGAUGCUGCUGUAUGGCCACAGAUUAAAACUCUACAACAAGAAAGCAUUCAAAGUCCCACCGCACUCUUAAAACUUCUGCACUGUUGGACUACAUACCCACAUUUAAUUCCUUUGUUGUCAAGACAACGUCCCAAUUGUCCYGACACGUCAAUAAUGGCUCACGUGUUAAAGUGUCUUUGUGCACCUAAUGUUGGGCCUUCUGUGGUUGCUAUGGUGAUGGAGAUGACUGACAACUUGCUUAAUACAGAAGGGAAUGGUGACGAGGUGGAACCGAUGGAACAAGAUUCUAGUUUGAUGGAUCAAGACUCUCUUCCACCGCUGGGUACUCGUCUGGUUCUCCCUCACAUCCACAUCAUAAUAWCCUAUCUUACAUCUACUGUCAAGUCAUUUAGCAAACCCAGUAACAAUAAACAAGGACCAAAGCGAACAAAGACAGCUCUUCCUAAACUUGAACUAGCAGUCUUAUCGAGAAUAAGUCUCUUCGUGAAGGACAAUGAAAACUCGACGUCACUUUUAAACCUUCUUAUUCCACUACUACGGCUUCGACAGAAAGAAGAAAUAGAGAAUUAUAUAUUGRAAACAAUCCAGAAUUUGUUAUCAAAUGUAGAUAAUCCAUUGGAUUUUAUUAAGCCGUUAGCGAGAUUAUUUUCGCAAUUCAACGCCCGUAGCUCAAGGCAGCUUCUUUGUGAGAUUUUUCAAGAAAUUGGAAGGUUAAAGUCUAGUUUUGAAAACAUUGCGAAAAUAGUCACACAGCUGAACUUGUGGGAUGAAAAGAAGAUUGACGAACCAGAUUAUGGCAAGAGAAUUGAUGGUUUCAUCACUGCUACUCAACUAAUUAAAAAUCAAACUGUUAUCAAUGAAGAGAAGGGUUCUCCACCAAGAAGAAAAGCUUGGACUUCUUCACCAAGUAUCAAAGCUCCCAAUUCUCCACCAGAUCUCAUUUCAAUUGACCAGAUCCUUCCAAUUCUCCAUAACUGCCUUUACUGCGUCCAUCGUAGCGAGGAUAUGGCUAUAAGAGAUGUUGCUGUUAGUUGUAUAAAUUCAAUAAUACAGAGAGUUGUCAGUAGAAACGACGAGGAAGAAUAUUCUGAGUUGAUUGUGAAUUGUAUUCUGCCGUCMUGUAAAAUGGCCUUGAAGGCGAAAAGUGAGUCGGCCCGCAGCGAGUUCCUUGGUAUUYUAUCYAUGCUGGUUCGCCAMUUUGACAAUGCAACAUUUAAAGACAUGCRUAUUCUARUMGAUAAAGACCCAGAAACUGACUUCUUUGAGAAUAUGAGACACAUUCAGAUUCAUCGACGAAUCAGAGCUCUCCAUCGUCUUGAGAAACUAUGCAGCAAKGACGUCUUCAAGCCCUCCACUCUCGUCUCAUUUCUGUUGCCACUAGCAACGGCGUACCUUAACGAAUACUCGGCCAACAAUAAAGACCAUAAUGUUACGACCCAGGCCAUUGCGACCAUCGGUGCCAUAUCGUCGUGUCUACCUUGGUCAAAGUAUUCUUACUUAUUAAGGACGUAUUUGAGAGCGAUGCAACGUGAAAAAGAAAAGCAAAAGCUUAUUGUCAGGGUCCUGGUCGCCGUUCUGAAUGGCUUUCAUUUUGACUUAAGUUCGUAUACAUUUACUGAAGAUGAAUUGCUACAAGAAAAGCCUGACGAUUCCAAAGCCAUUGUUGAAGAUGAUACACAGGAAGGCGAUAAUCUCAAGGAGGAUGAAGAGGARGAAGAAGAGGAUGAUGGGAAUGAGGAGACCCGUACAAAGGGCUCACGUGAUGCUAUGGAUAAGGUUUUGGCUGUGCGUAUAUAUGGAACCAUUACAAAGAARAUACUUCCUCAGUUAAGCAAGAGUCUUACUAAGAAGAGUCAAAGUUUUCAUAAGUUAGCGAACAUGAAGAAAGACGACGAAGAGGAAGCUUUGAGAGUUCCAAUUGUAUUAGCCAUGGUAAAACUCCUACAGUCUCUUCCAGAACAAACACUACACCUACACCUCCCAGGGCUGCUUCUUCGUGUCUGUGUUACUCUAAAAAGUCGCGCCCGAGACGUACGGGACACCGCGCGGGAUGUUCUUUGUCAAAUUGCAUUAUCCCUCGGGACAAAGUACUUCUCGUUUAUCGUGAAAGAAAUGAAGAGUACUUUAACACGAGGAUACCAGUUACACGUCCUUGGUUUUACUCUUCACUCUCUUUUGGAUAAAGUAUCUUCCUUACUCUCGCCUGGUGAUCUUGACCACUGCAUCCCUGAUAUCACACAGAUUCUCGUAGAGGAUCUCUUUGGUGAAGUUGCUACAGAGCGAGAGGUGGAGAAGCUCGCUAAUAAACUACACGAAGCCAAGUCAACUAAAAGCUUUGAUUCAUUUGAGAUACUGGCUAAAUAUGUUGGUUCUACGUCACUGUCACUAUUGGUUACACCUCUGCGAGAG